Charadrius vociferus (killdeer) is the source of this 1202-nucleotide messenger RNA. RefSeq names its product isovaleryl-CoA dehydrogenase (gene IVD). NCBI's taxonomy places the organism in Eukaryota, Metazoa, Chordata, Aves, Charadriiformes, Charadriidae. Gene Ontology annotation, molecular function: 3-methylbutanoyl-CoA dehydrogenase activity; flavin adenine dinucleotide binding. The transcript has 11 exons. The record is from RefSeq and is a predicted model, not a curated record. Gene Ontology annotation, biological process: L-leucine catabolic process. The coding region runs from base 10 to 1125 and encodes 371 amino acids. Gene Ontology annotation, cellular component: mitochondrion.
AGACAGACCAUGACAAAGUUCUGUCAAGAGCAUUUGGCUCCGAAGGCCCAACAGAUUGACCAGGAAAACGAAUUCAAAGACAUGCGGGAGUUUUGGAAGAAACUCGGGGAAUUGGGAGUUCUGGGGAUCACGGCUCCUGCGGAAUAUGGUGGAUCUGCUUUGGGGUAUCUGGACCACGUGCUGGUGAUGGAGGAAAUUUCUCGUGCGUCAGCGGCUGUUGGGCUUAGUUACGGUGCCCACUCAAACCUUUGUAUCAACCAGCUGGUGCGUAACGGCAACGAGGCCCAGAAAAACAAGUACUUGCCCAAGCUAAUCAGCGGGGAGCACAUCGGAGCCUUAGCAAUGAGCGAACCCAAUGCUGGGUCUGAUGUUGUGUCCAUGAAGCUGAAAGCAGAUAAGAAAGGAGACUACUUUGUUUUGAACGGGAACAAGUUUUGGAUCACCAAUGGGCCAGAUGCAGACGUUCUCAUCGUUUAUGCUAAAACUGAUGUUAAUGCUGUUCCAGCCUCCCGAGGUAUAACUGCAUUCAUUGUGGAGAAGGGAACGCCAGGUUUCAGCACAGCCCAGAAGCUCGAUAAGCUGGGAAUGAGAGGGUCCAACACCUGUGAACUGAUCUUCGAAAACUGCAAGAUCCCCGCUGAAAAUGUCUUGGGGACGCUGAGCAAAGGAGUCUACGUUCUGAUGAGCGGAUUGGACCUGGAGAGACUCGUGCUGUCUGGCGGGCCGCUGGGGCUCAUGCAAGCUGUUCUUGACCACGCAAUUCCAUACCUACACGUGAGAGAAGCAUUUGGACAGAAAAUUGGCCACUUCCAGCUCAUGCAGGGCAAAAUGGCUGAUAUGUACACCCGGCUGAUGGCCUGUCGGCAGUACGUCUACAACGUGGCGAAGGCCUGCGACCAGGGCCAUUUCAACGCGAAGGACUGCGCUGGAGUGAUCCUGUACUCAGCAGAGUGCGCUACGCAGGUGGCUCUGGAUGGGAUUCAGUGUCUGGGAGGGAACGGUUACAUCAACGACUAUCCCAUGGGGCGAUUCCUGCGUGAUGCCAAGCUCUACGAGAUAGGGGCCGGCACCAGUGAAGUGCGCAGACUUAUCAUUGGCAGGGCCUUUAACGCCACUUUUAAGUAACGUCCACCAGUGGAGAGGCAGCACCCCGACCACCGCGAGGCCUUUGCCCAUAGAGGCUGAAGCGCACAACUUUUUUC